Messenger RNA from Physeter macrocephalus (sperm whale), 489 nucleotides. RefSeq names its product olfactory receptor 51E2-like. Gene Ontology annotation, cellular component: plasma membrane. Gene Ontology annotation, biological process: G protein-coupled receptor signaling pathway. The transcript has 2 exons. Lineage: Eukaryota; Metazoa; Chordata; Mammalia; Artiodactyla; Physeteridae. Bases 1 to 489 code for a protein of 162 amino acids. The record is from RefSeq and is a predicted model, not a curated record. Gene Ontology annotation, molecular function: olfactory receptor activity.
AUGAGGAGUCCAGGGAACUUGGUGCCUCUGCUCAUCAAAUGGCUAGCCUUCUGUCACUCCAGCGCGCUCUCACAUUCCUACUGUGUGCACCAGGGUGUAAUGAAGUUGGCCUAUGCAGACACAUUGCCCAAUGUGGUCUCUGGUCUUACUGCCCUUUUGGUGGUCAUGGGCGUGGAUUCCCUGCUCCUUGUCCUGUCCUACACUCUCAUCCUGCCCACGGUCCUGGGGCUGGCCUCUCCCAGGGAGAGCAUCCGGGUCCUCAACACCUGUGUCUCCCAUAUCCUGGCCAUCUUUGUCUUCUUUAUUCCAGGUAUCACCAUGUCCAUGAUCCACCAUUUUGGGAGGCACCUGCCCCCCAUUGUACAUGCCCUUGUUGCCUAUGUGUACCUGCUGGUGCCCCCUGUGCUCAACCCCAUCAUCUACAGUGUCAAGUCCAAGCCCAUCAGGGAGGCCAUGCUCAGGGUCCUGAGGGGGAAAGGUCAGAGUUGA